AUGUUUAUUGCUCGGUCUGAAUAUGAUCGAGGGAUCAAUACCUUCUCCCCGGAGGGACGUCUGUUCCAGGUCGAAUACUCGUUAGAAGCCAUCAAACUUGGUUCAACAGCCAUCGGAGUCGCUACAUCUCAUGGCGUUCUCCUCGGUGUCGAGAAGCGCGUCACAUCGCCCUUACUCGUGUCCUCCAGCAUAGAAAAGAUCGUUGAGAUCGACAAACACAUUGGCUGCGCCAUGUCCGGUCUCCAAGCCGACGCACGAAGUAUGAUUGAACACGCUCGGGUCGAAUCACAAAACCACGCCUUCAACUACAAUGAGAAGCUCGGAGUCGAAAGCUGUACGCAGGCUAUCUGUGAUCUUGCCCUGCGAUUCGGCGAAGGAGCUCAGGGUGAAGAAUCAAUAAUGAGUCGACCAUUUGGCGUUGCGUUGCUGAUCGCUGGUUGGGAUGAGGACAAUGGGCCACAAUUGUACCAUGCCGAACCUUCGGGGACAUUCUACCGAUACGAUGCGAAAGCAAUAGGCUCUGGGAGCGAGGGAGCCCAGGCAGAACUACAAGCCGAAUAUCACCGAUCGUUGACCCUAGAAGAGGCGGAGACACUGGUUCUCAAGACAUUGAAGCAGGUUAUGGAGGAGAAGCUGGAUUCGAAAAACGUACAGCUAGCCAGCGUCACACGCGAAGCUGGUUUCAGGAUCUACGGAGACGAAGAGAUGAGCACCGUGGUUGCAAGAUUGGAGGGCGAUUAG
This is a messenger RNA of Exophiala viscosa, 741 nucleotides long. RefSeq names its product proteasome component PUP2. Gene Ontology annotation, biological process: proteasome-mediated ubiquitin-dependent protein catabolic process. Gene Ontology annotation, cellular component: proteasome core complex, alpha-subunit complex; proteasome core complex; nucleus. Bases 1 to 741 code for a protein of 246 amino acids. The record is from RefSeq and is a predicted model, not a curated record. The transcript has 5 exons. NCBI's taxonomy places the organism in Eukaryota, Fungi, Ascomycota, Eurotiomycetes, Chaetothyriales, Herpotrichiellaceae.